AUGACUAAUGCUGGGGAAUGUUUAUAUUCUACAAAAUCUGGUAUGGAGAAGAAGAGUGAUCAAAUGUCAGAAACUGACAAAAUUACUCCGCUACAUAAGAAAAUAAAGACUGGAAACACAAAUACUAGUGAAUAUUGUUCUGAAUCAAUUUAUAAUGAGACUGAGACAGGAAUUAAAGCACUAAAUUGUUGUAAUAAUAUUCAUGAAGGGAAAUUACAAGAAGGUAUUGAGGAAAUAGAGGAGAGAAGGGAAGAAUCAAGAGAAAACAAUAUUAUGAAUGUUAAAGGGAUAGAUAUUUCAAAGAAUAUAGUUAAUUCUACAAAAACUGAAGAUAUAAAUAGUGAUAUGACUUCUAUUGAUGUUGAGUGUUCGAUAUAUUUUAAAGAAGAAAGUAUGAAGAUUGAAUAUGUAAAAUAUGAAACAGGCAAGAACUGUGUUCAUGAAUGUGUUAGACCAUGUAGCUAUGUAGCACCUACUACAUCAAAAUUCGAAGUAGAAUAUGAUUCCGAUGGUAAAAAAAUUCCAGCAAAAGUAUAUUCAUUUAAAUUAGAUACAUUUCAGGCUGUAUCAAUAGAGUGUCUAGAAAUAGGAGAGAGUAUUUUAGUUUCAGCUCAUACAUCUGCAGGAAAGACAUGUGUAGCUGAAUAUGCAAUUGCGAUGGCACUUAGAAGUAAUCAAAGAGUUGUCUAUACAUCCCCUAUAAAGGCUUUAAGUAAUCAGAAGUAUAGGGACUUGAGAUCUACAUUUGGGGAUGGCAAUGUAGGUUUAUUAACAGGAGAUGUUACAGUUAAUCCUUUAGCAUCUAUAAUGGUGAUGACAACAGAAAUUUUAAGAUCAAUGUUAUACAGAGGAAGUGAACUAGUUCGUGAAAUAGCUUGGGUUAUAUUUGAUGAGAUCCAUUAUAUGCGUGAUAAAGAGAGAGGGGUAGUAUGGGAAGAAUCUAUUAUUUUAUUACCAGAUACAGUUAGAUUAGUGUUUUUAUCGGCCACAAUUCCAAAUCAUUUGGAAUUUGCAGAGUGGAUUUGUAGAACUAAACACCAACCAUGCCAUGUAGUUUAUACAGAUUAUAGACCAGUCCCUUUACAACACUUUGUAUUCCCAGCAGGAGGAACAGGAGUUUAUUUAGUUAUGGAUGAAAACAAAAUAUUUAGGGAAGAUAAUUAUUCAAAGGCCCUAUCAAGUUUGAAAUUAACUACUGAAGAGCGAAGUAACCGUGUGGGUGAGUUUAAAAAGAAAAAUACAAGAAGCCAACUUAGAAUAGAUCUAGAAAAUAUUGUGAAUAUGUGCCAAGAACGUAAUUACUUACCAAUAAUUGUUUUUUCAUUUUCUAAAAAAGAUUGUGAAACUAAUGCAAUGUAUCUAGGAUCUACUGACUUGACAAAUUCUGAAGAAAAGGAAAGUAUUGAUUUUAUAUUUCAAAGCGCUCUAGCUACUUUAGCAGAAGAAGAUAGAAAUAUCCCUCAAGUAGUUGGUAUGCUACCAUUGCUACGAAGAGGUAUUGGGAUACAUCAUGGAGGACUUUUGCCUGUUGUGAAAGAAAUUGUAGAAAUUUUAUUUGGUGAGUCUUUUAUAAAAGUACUUUUCUCUACUGAAACAUUUUCUAUGGGUAUUAAUAUGCCUGCAAAGACUGUUAUCUUCACUUCCCUUAGAAAAUUUGAUGGCAAAGAGUCACGUUUAAUAAACUCUGGUGAAUUUAUACAAAUGAGUGGAAGAGCUGGAAGAAGAGGUUUGGAUGAUAGAGGACUUACUAUUAUUAUGUUAGAUGAGCAAGCAGAUCCAUGGGCUGUUAAAGCUAUUUUUACUGGAGAUCCACUAAGAAUUGAUAGCCAAUUCUAUAUAGGCUACAAUAUGUUACUAAAUCUCUUGAGAUUAGAAGGAGCAGAUCCAGAAUAUAUGAUCCAAAGAUCAUUUUCACAGUUUUUGAAAAGAAGAAAAACAGUUUCACUAAAUGAAGAAAAAAAAAGAAUUGAAAAGAUAAUUAGUAAAUAUGAUAUUAAAAAAUUAGAUUUCCAAGUAUUCUUCAAAGAUAAAGAUAAACAAAAUAAAAGUAACAUGUAUGAACAAUAUCCCAAUACUAAUAAACUAGAAAAUAAUGAAAAUAAAGAGAUUUCUCUAUCUUCUCCUAAUUUGGGAUCUUUUAUAAUUAAAGAAAAAAGAAUAGAAGGAAUAGACGAUUUAUAUAAUACAAGUAAUGAUCAAAGUUCACUUGAUAUAUCAAAUAUUGACGAAUUACUUCUAUGUUAUGCUCAAUUUCUUUAUGAAGUUGGUUUCCAUCCUACUUCAAAAGAUGAAGUGCUAUUUGAUCUUUCAAAACUUAGUAAAUAUCAUCCAGUAUCUUCAGAAACUCCUAAACUUAUACUCCCUUUACCAAAUGAGAUUAUAACCAAUUCUUUAGAUCUUGAUAAGUCAAUUGAAUUAUUAACAAGAAGAAUUAUGAAUGAUGAAGAAGUAAAAAAGAAAUUAAAGGACUCUAAAUUAAUAAAAAAUUCUGAUAAGGUACCAUCUCUAAAAAUUGAUGGUGAUUCUUGCCUAUCUAAUUAUGAAAUUAAAUCACAAGAUAUAUAUUCAAUUAAUUCGACAGAUUUAACUUCAAAAUCUCAUGAUACUUUGGAUGUAAAUAAUCAGUUCCAAAAUCAACCUAACAUUGAGAAUUCUUCAGAUGAGCUUCUAAUAUAUGUAAAUAAUAUAGAUUAUAUUCAUCAAGAAUUGGAUAAAAAAAUUUCUAGUAAUGAAAAAGAAUAUCCUUAUUUACAAGGAUUGGGUGAUAUUAUAUCAAAAAUGGCAUAUUCUUUAUAUUCAAAAUUAUGUAUUAUGCUGGAAUUAAAUAAGAAAAUCCGCUCUUUUAUAAUAUCAUCAUCAUUAAGCCAUAGAUUUUUACAUCCAGGACGUCUAGUUUAUAUUAAAUUUCCUGUAGAAUCUGAUUUAAUAAAAGAAGGAACUAUGCAAAAAAGCUUUAAGCCUAGUGACUAUUCAUCACUUUAUCUUCAUCUAUUUAGUGAAAAGAAAAAAGAAAGUUUAAGAAAUACUGUAGAUUUAGGUUGGGGUGUAGUUGUUUCUACGCCUUACCUUAAAACUAAGCAGUUGAAUAAUAUAUUCAUUCUAGAACCCAGUAAUGAAUAUGAUGAAAAUGAAACUAGCUACAAAUAUAUUGAAUAUACAACGAAGGAAUCAUAUAAAGAAAAGGAUCUUCCAAGUAGAGCUACAAAGCAAUAUGUACUUAAAAUUUUGAUUAACACAAACAAUUUACCACAACAGUUCGUAUCUAAAAUCUUAGGUAAUGAUAAAAAUGGCAUUUCAACCCUAAAUACAGAAUCUAAUAAGAUCCAAUCAGAAGACAUAGAUGAAUAUGCGAUAAUAUCCUGUACAACUACAGUAAUUAGUGAAAUUAGUACAGUUAGGCUUAAUAUUCCCAAAAAUAUUGAUCUAACAAAUAAUAGUAAAGGUACAAUAAGAUCUCUAGAAUAUUCUCUAACAAAAGUUAAGGAACAUUUAGGUAUAUCUAAAAUCCCCAUAUUAAAUUAUUGUGGUGAUGAAAUAAUAAAUAUUAAAAGUGCAAAAAAUGAUAAUAUACUCAAAGAUUUGGCUAAAUAUAGAAAUAUUAUGAAUCAAAUAAGAAACGAUUCUUUACUGCUGAAGUAUGAUCCUUCUUUAACCUUAUGUCUUUUAUAUUGGUGCUGUAAUAAAGGAUAUUUAGAAUCCAAUAUCUUAAGAUUAACAAAUGAAUUAUCUAAUCAUGAAUAUAAUAUUUUAAUGCAACAAGAACUCUCUUCUAUGAGGAAAGUCCUCAGAAGUUUGGAUUACAUAGAUAAAAAUAAUGUUGUACAACUUAAGGGAAGGGUUGCUUGCGAAAUUUCAACUUCUGAUGAACUUUUAAUUACUGAAUUAUUAUUCAACAAUACUUUCUUUCAAGAACUCAAUAUUGAAUACAUUGUAGCUAUCUUAUCUUGUUUACUAUAUGAUGAAAAAUGUCAAGAUAUGAAAUUGGAUAAUUCAAUAUUAUUGACAGGUUUUGAAAAUUUACAAAAAGUUGGCAGAAUGAUUAUUAAAGUUUCACAAGAUUCAGGACUCACUAUAACUGAAACUGAAUAUCUUAGUAAAUUUAAACCCCAAAUAAUGCCUAUAAUACUUAAAUGGUGUAAAGGUGAAAGUUUUGCAAAUACUCUAGAAAAUACAAAUUUUUAUGAAGGAAGUGUAAUUAGAUGCUUAAGGAGAUUAGAGGAAUUAUUGAGACAGGUUGCAUCUGCCUGUAAAUCUAUUGGAAAUGAGGAUCUAGAAAAUAAACUUAGGCAUGGGAUAGCAUUAAUUAGACGGGGUAUAGUCUUCACAGCUAGUUUGUAUUUAUAA
Molecule: messenger RNA, 4344 nt
Organism: Cryptosporidium muris RN66
Lineage: Eukaryota; Apicomplexa; Conoidasida; Eucoccidiorida; Cryptosporidiidae
Product: DEAD/DEAH box helicase family protein
Exons: 1
Coding region: 1-4344 (1447 amino acids)
Biological process (GO): RNA catabolic process; maturation of 5.8S rRNA
Cellular component (GO): nucleus
Molecular function (GO): RNA helicase activity; RNA binding; ATP binding
Source: RefSeq, a predicted model, not a curated record